Guillardia theta CCMP2712 is the source of this 1044-nucleotide messenger RNA. RefSeq lists its product as hypothetical. The record is from RefSeq and is a predicted model, not a curated record. The transcript is spliced from 12 exons. Lineage: Eukaryota; Cryptophyceae; Pyrenomonadales; Geminigeraceae. Bases 1 to 1044 code for a protein of 347 amino acids. Gene Ontology annotation, molecular function: protein binding.
AUGAUGCAGGAUCCGGACAUUCUGGAAGCCAAGAUGCUGAUUUCCGAUUUUCAAAAGAUGAAUGUAAAACGCAAGGGCAAGGGCAAGGGCAAGGGCAAGGGCAAGGGCAAGAAGGGCCCAGGGAGACAAAGCUCUAGAAAAGCGAAGCAAGACGGAUCGAGCGAUGAAGAGGAAGAAAAAAUGUGGUAUGAAGAAGGACCGUCCCAGGAAGGGUUGUCGAAGGAAGAAUUGGAUUCGGAGGAAACGUUGUUCUGCCAAGAUGGAGAUCUGAAGGGGUUGUACGAGCAUGUUUAUAGCAAGUAUUACCGUGAAGAGUAUGGCCGACGAUAUGGCAAAUGGUCCAAACUGGAACAUCUUCUCCGCUUGGAUGAGGGAGAGCAGGAGGAUACUGCUGGGGACUCGCUCCUGGUCAUGGGAGGAUACUCUGGUCCCUAUCCUGGAUAUGCUAAAAAGUGCUCGAAACUCAGGACGGUUGAGUAUCUCUCCAUUUCGCCUCAAAGAUCAAAUGAUUGGCCAAACAUGUCGUCUAUUAGAGUAAGCUUAGCAGCGUGCGGGUACCAGUCCCGGGUCUUCGCUAUCGGCGGAUUCGAUGGAAUGCUACUGAUGAACUCGUGUGAAAGUUUGAGUGUGUCGGAGGCUGCUUUGGAGCUGCGGUGUGUCAAGAUCGAAUUUAUGCUGUUGGAGGUUGCAGCAGCCAAUAUUUGCUCGACUCUUGUGAGUUGUUGGAUCUUGGAAGGGGAUCGUGGAUCGAGGGGCCGAAGCUUCUUCGGGAAAGGUACUGCCAUGCCGUCGCAGUCGUCCCCGAGACAAAGAGGAUCUAUGCAGUCGGCGGGAAACCAUGUCGCCAAAGUCUGGGAUGAAAUGAGAGGCGUUUACGAGGAGACGUUGAGCCCUGAUGCAGCAGCGCUGUUUGAAGUAGAAUCCCUUGAUCCGAGGGAGGGGAAAUGGAGGAAAGAAGAGCCGAUGAGGACUGGACGGUGGCAUGAUGUCAUCAAGCUGCAGUACAAUAAAACAUGGCACUCGGCUGUCGUAUGCCAGAUCUGA